This is a messenger RNA of Tarenaya hassleriana, 1624 nucleotides long. RefSeq lists its product as uncharacterized. The transcript has 2 exons. Lineage: Eukaryota; Viridiplantae; Streptophyta; Magnoliopsida; Brassicales; Cleomaceae. Bases 281 to 1423 code for a protein of 380 amino acids. The record is from RefSeq and is a predicted model, not a curated record.
UCUGUUUCUCUGUAUAUUCCUCUCUCUCUCUCUCUCUCUCUCUCUCUAUAUAUAUAUAUAUAUAUAUCAUCUGAAGGAAUUUCAUCAUUUUCGUUGAUUAUUCUGGGAAUUGUUUUCUGUCGUUGUUCUUGGUCGCUUCUGAAAAAGUUGUAACCUUUACAAUCUUUUAAUCUGAUUUGGAAACUCUCGGUAGUGGGUAAUCCGAUUUCUUAGGAUCUGGGUUUGUCUGAAUCGUUCAAAAUUUUUCAUCUUCUUGCAUUUUGGAUUUGAUUGGAAUCAAAUGUUAAGCUUGGAAGCGCCGCAGAACCCGAUGCAGUUCAAGCACGCCCAGAUGGUUUCUUACGCCGGAAAUAAUGGCGGCGGCGGCGGUGAUCAGCAGCACCACUACCAGAUGCAGAUGCAGCCGCCGGUGAAACCGUCACCGUACCUCUACGCCUCGAAACCCAAACAAUCAUCGUCGCUUAGCGACGAGGACGAACACGGGUCGGGUCCCGGGUCAGGGUACAACCCGGAAGACGGCGCUGGAGCCAACGGGAAGAGGAAAUUCUCGCAGUGGCAGAGGGUGAAAUGGACGGACACGAUGGUGAAGCUAUUGAUAAUGGCGGUUUUCUACAUGGGCGACGAAGCUGGCUCGUCGGAACCCACCGCCGACCCGGCGAAGAAGAGGCUCUCCUCCUCCUCCCCCGCCGGCGGAGGGAUGGUGCAGAAGAAAGGGAAGUGGAAAUCGGUGUCGAGAGCGAUGAUGGAGAAAGGGUUCUACGUGUCGCCGCAACAGUGCGAAGACAAGUUCAACGAUUUGAACAAGAGGUACAAGAGAGUGAACGACAUGCUCGGCAAGGGAACAGCCUGUCGGGUCGUGGAGAAUCAGGGCUUGCUCGACGCCAUGGAUAUUCCUCUCAAGCUGAAGGAAGAAGUCAAGAAGCUCCUCCACUCCAAACACCUCUUCUUCCGCGAGAUGUGCGCUUACCACAACAGCUGCGGCCAUCUAAACGCCGACCCACCGCAAACGCAAAUGCAAACGCAGACGCAGAGCUGUUUCCAUCCAGCGGCGGCGGCGGCGGCGGCGGCGGAGGAAUCGGAGCCGGAAACAGCAGAAGAUUCGGAGAGUGGUGACGAAUCGUCGGAGGAGGUGGGGAGGAAACGGAGGAAGAGAGCGUCGGAAUCAAUGGCGGUGACUGUGUUAAUGGAGGAAGCAGGGAAAGUGGCGAUGGAGGAGAAGAAGGAGUGGAUGAAGAUGAAGAUGGUGGAAGUGGAGAUGGAGAAGCAGAGACUGAAAUGGAUUAGGUUUAAGGGUAAGAAGGAGAGGGAAAUGGAGAAGACGACUCUCCAGAUUCAGAGGCGAAGGCUUGAGAACGAGCGCAUGUUGCUCCUCCUCCGCCGCAUGGGAAUGGAGUUGGGGCUUCAGUCGGGUCGAAUCGGGUAAACGGGUCGGACCGGGUUCCGGGUCGUGAUCCGAUCAUAACAUGGUUCGCAUUGGGUUGCAAUUAGGUUUGUUAUUGAGAAUUAGGUUUUGUUAGUAGUUUUGGUUCAUGGUAGGAAUUUUAAUUUAGCCUCAUAAUAGUUUCUUUGUUGUAGCAUUGAGAAACUUAUCCGUUUUAUUAUGUAUACUUAACAAAUAGAUUAA